Capsicum annuum is the source of this 1504-nucleotide messenger RNA. RefSeq names its product zeatin O-glucosyltransferase-like. NCBI's taxonomy places the organism in Eukaryota, Viridiplantae, Streptophyta, Magnoliopsida, Solanales, Solanaceae. The record is from RefSeq and is a predicted model, not a curated record. The transcript has a single exon. Bases 1 to 1467 code for a protein of 488 amino acids. Gene Ontology annotation, molecular function: UDP-glycosyltransferase activity.
AUGGGGUCCCUUGCUGCUAAUUCUUCUAAAAUCCACGGCCAAAUUGCUAUAGUUAUGGUUCCUUUUCAUGCACAAGGACACCUCAAUCAAUUCCUCCAUCUCUCUCGUCUUAUUUCGUCGUAUAAUAUACCAGUUCAUUAUGUUGGUUAUAGUAGGGUAGUUAGUCGGGCUAAGGCUCGAGUCCACGGUUGGGACUUAGCCACCGCUACUAACUGUAUUCGUUUCGAGGAAUUCCCAACCCCAUCUUGUUUUACGUCCCCUAAUAGUAGUAGUUCAGAUAGUAGUUCUUCCGAAACAUAUAUCUCAAAACUCUUCGCACCAAUACUCGAUGCAUCCAUAACGUUGCGCGAGCCUGUGACUGCAUUUAUCAAGAAUCUUUCGAGCACAACUCGUAGAGUUGUGGUCAUUUAUGAUUCCAUGAUGGCUUACACUGUUCAAGACGCCGUGAUAUCUUUAGAAAAUGUGGAUGGCUACUGUUUUUAUGCUAUCUCUGCUUUUAGCAAUAGUACUCUAUAUUGGGAUGCUAUCAAAUACCGCUUCCAUCUCCCUUCAUUCAUCGCGAAAAUCGCUAAGAAAUUUUUACUCCCAUCUGGUGCUUAUUUUCCAGAAAGACUUCCAACUAUCAGAAGUACUUUCACACCUGAGUUCAUAGAAAUUAUGCGGUUACAACAUAGUUGUAACAAAUUCAGCUCCGGGAACUUAUAUGAUACUUGUAAAGUUCUCGAGGGUCCUUAUCUCGAAACGCUUGCAAGAUUCAACAUGUUAACAAAGCAAUGGGCUGUUGGUCCAUUCAAUCCAGUGACUGUAUCAGGGAUAACGGAAUUCAAAAGUAGCACUCGCCACGAAUGCUUAGAGUGGCUAGACAAACAAGCCCCAAAUUCAGUGAUACUUGUUUCUUUCGGAACAACAACCUCCUUAUCGACAGAACAAGUUAAACAGCUCGCGAUGGGGUUGGAGAAGAGUCGGCAGAAGUUCAUUUGGGUAGUGAGAGAUGCAAUAAAAGGAGAAGGGGAAGUUCAAAUCCCAAGAGGGUAUGAAGAGAGAGUAAAAGAGAGGGGAAUUAUCGUUAAAGAUUGGGCACCCCAAUUGGAAAUCUUGGCACAUAAAUCGACUGGUGGGUUUAUGAGUCAUUGUGGAUGGAAUUCGUGCAUGGAGAGCAUUACAAUGGGAGUGCCUAUAGCGACAUGGCCCAUGCAUUUUGAUCAGCCAAGAAAUGCCAUUUUGGUGACAGACGUGCUUAAAAUUGGGGUCGUUGUGAAGCAUUGGGAUCACCGUGAUGAUAUAAUCGAUUCAACUACUAUUAAAAACGCUGUUGAAAAAUUGAUGGCUUCUGCAGAAGGACGUGAAAUGAGAAUACGCGCCAAUGAAUUUGGGAAAAAGAUCAGAGAAUCAGUGAAGAAUGGUGGCGAUCAUCAAAUGGAGAUGGAUUCCUUUAUUGCUCAAGUUACUAGGGGUGCCUUGGAGUAAUUGGACAUAUUUUCUCGAAUAAUUUGGAUAUUCUGAA